This is a messenger RNA of Pieris brassicae (large cabbage white), 2421 nucleotides long. Its product is annotated as E3 ubiquitin-protein ligase TM129. Gene Ontology annotation, biological process: protein ubiquitination. NCBI's taxonomy places the organism in Eukaryota, Metazoa, Arthropoda, Insecta, Lepidoptera, Pieridae. Gene Ontology annotation, cellular component: endoplasmic reticulum; membrane. The transcript is spliced from 5 exons. Bases 263 to 1342 code for a protein of 359 amino acids. Gene Ontology annotation, molecular function: ubiquitin protein ligase activity. The record is from RefSeq and is a predicted model, not a curated record.
GCUUAAAGAUCUAUGCCGCUCCGAGCGCCUUGUUUUUGUUACUUGUUUUCACAUUACAGUCAUUGUCCAUUGAACAGCUGAAAAAAUAUUAUUUCCAUAAAAUAUUAAUCCUUAUAGGAUUCAUAUUUACUAUAACUUAUUUUCAAAUUUUUUUUACCUCAAUUUAUUUACAAGUUACAGCAGUGAUCUUUAUCGUGCAUAUAAAGGUCUGUGUGUGUAAUUUUAUACUCUAAAAACUAAACUCAGCAAUCGGCUUUCAGAAAUGGAUGUUUUAAUAUCUCUAUUUUACGUACUGUUUGCUUUAUGCAUAGUUUUCCCUCCCACGGAGUUCGUAUCCGCUGGCUUCACAAUACCGCAGUUGUUUGGAAGCUAUCUUGGUUCAGAAGAUAAUAACUUUAUUAAAUAUCAUAUGAGGAGAAUAUCAAUAACACUUUUAAUACACUCCUUUUUGCCCUUGGGCUAUGUUGUCACAUUAUGGUGUUGUGGUGAAAAGGGAGAAUGGAUGCCUUGCCUAUUUAUUGCAUCUUGUACAAUUCCUCUCAUUGCCCUCUAUAAAAUUACUUGUUGGUGGGAACAUAAUCAAAUAAAUCAUCCUGUGGUGAAAGCUCUUCUACCCUAUGCAGAUGUUGAAGGAGAUUGGAGAACAUUUGCUUCAAGCUUUAACAUAGAAUUUAGAGGCUCUAACAAUGUGUUUAUACCUUUGAAUAAUGUAAGCACAGUGAAAAUAACAGCACGCUGGAUCAUUAAAGUAUCUCAAUACAGUAUUAACCUAGUACAACAAGGGGACUGCACUUUAGUUGCUACAGCUACUGACACUCAUGACUUAGCCCCAACAGGUGAAGGUGAAAUGCAAUAUCUGAACAUUGAAGCUAUCCCAGAAAGGGAAAAUGUCAAACCUUUUUCAUUUCGUAUCUCAUCAAUAACUUUGCGGGAAUUACAGCCAAGACUGGAGCGGCCAGUUAGGGUACCAGAACACAUUUCAUUGAUUCCUCCUUUGAUUGAAAGAUUUAUUAGUGUAUUCAAGGAUCAUGUUAGACAGAACCCUGUGUAUUAUGUAGAUCAGGAGUUAGAGCAGUGUAUAGGAUGUAUGCACAAUCAGGCUGAUAUUAAGAUCAAUAAAAGAUGUGUUUCUGAUUCUUUGAAUGGGACCAGAGCACCUUGCCAACAGUGUAAUUGUAGAGUCCUUUGGUGCGCGCCAUGCAUGGCUCGUUGGUGGGCAGCUCGAGCAGGCAGCUUAUCGCCCAAUGCCUGGCUGGCAGCACGUGGCUCGUGUCCGGUUUGCCGCGCUGUUUUUUGUAUGGUCGACGUAAGCCCAGCUGAAAAAAGACGUGUCUCCCAGUAAAAAACUACGGUGCGGCGAAAUUGAGCUAACUUACUACUAUGCGUCCACCACCGUCAAACAGCAAGUCAAUACAGCAAUACACGUAAAAAGCUAAUUUGAAUCAAGUUUGAAGUCUGAAUGCUUCUCUGCCACACUUCUGAAGAUUCUCUUGAGAUUCCUAUAACAUGGGCUUAGCGGAUGGCAUGUCCUAGUUAAAUAGAGAAUAUAUAAAGAAGUGUUUUGAAUUUACUUUAUUAUUGUGUGUUCUGUUUAAUAUUGAGUUAUCGCAACAUGCAUAGAUGAGAGCACUGUUAUUUCAAUUUUUGCGGAGUGCCUAAUAAACCUGUUUAGCUUUCAAUGUCACGUAAAAAUGUAAUAGAAGUGACAGUAUACAAAGCUGAAGUACAUUUAGUAUCUAUACAAGUAUUCUAUAAUGUCUAUGGACAUUAAUAAUGCUAUAAAUAAGCUUUUAAGACGAUUCAAUUACUCAAUUAAUAUUUAAGGACUAUCUCAUGGUCAAGAAUUUUGAUUUAAUAGAGUGUAUAUCUACAUGUAUUUUUAUAUUAAACAAAAGCCAUUAGAUGUGCAGCAUACUUUUAUAGGGUUUUAUUCUACUAUAAUUACGUGUUACGAUGUUACGUCUUGAUACUAUUUUAUUACAUCAACUAUUCGGUUUAACGAAGCCAUGCUAAGUGCAGAUUUUAACAAUCGAGUUUAUUAUUUACAAGAUAUUUCCUAAUUAAAUAAGGUGUUCAAAUUUAUAUUUUCCUAUACAUUAGUUGAUAUUUUUUAUUUGUAUAAAAAUAAAAGACUGCUGGUAUCUUAGUCAAGACUACUUUACGCUAGGGUUUCAAGAAUUGGUUACGUGACCAAAUCAUCUUCACUAUGGCCAUUCUCAUUAUAUACUUAAAAAGAGUCAUAUAUAUUUCAAAGCAUGUUUAGCUAAGGUAUCGUAUAAUGCAUAAGUAAGCUGAUAUUAAACAAUUACUUUGCUACUCCCAGCUGAAUGCGUUCUUUCAAGUUUUAAGAAAUAUUAAAUGUCUUAGAAGUAGUAUUGGUGUUAGACAAUUCAAUGUUUUAUUAUCAGAUAAGUUUCAUUC